AUGGCAAAUACGACGUCCUCUUAUUUCCCAUCGUCAAGGGACCUGCUUAUGGCGGUCCCACGGCUCGCUCAGCGGCUGGGAUCAUUCGCCUUCCACCUCCCAGACCAAUUCGAUAACCUGCUAGGCAAAGUACAAGACGGCGGCAGCGUGAUAGCGGAGCCAACCACAACGAGCAGCGUCAACGCGACAGUCAUCACCAGCGCUGCCGGGUUUGCACAAGACUCUGCGGCAGCAUCUUUUGCUGCGGGCGCAGCAGGCACUGCGGCGCCAGCGGUGCAAGGAUGGUUCGGCUGGAUGAACUUUGAGAACCUGAGGAAUCUUGGAGGCAUAUUUAUGUACCUCACAUCAAGGUGGGCGAUGGCUACGUUUGCUGCGGCGAUUAUACUCGACCGCACCCGGUUUUACGCGUCCUCCCGCACACCGCUGAACUUCAGGUGGCCCGUCCGUCUGGCGGCAUACAUCGUACCGAUUGUCAUGUUCUGCUUUCAGAUUGUGCAGAUACUGGAGGCCAUGCGCUGUCAGACAUCCCCUGCCUGGCCCCUUAUGCGGUACGGCGACCCGGACAAGCAACUCUCUAUCGAUCACGCCGGCGAGGGAGGCUUUCUGUACUCUCUCAGCUCCACGCUGCUCUUCUGGCAGGAUGACGCAGCCUCUUGCUCAGCUGUCAAUAUGAUGGGUUCCGAAGGAAACUCAGUUCUACAGGGAUCACUAGCCCGGCUCUGGCCGCUGUUCGGUGCAAUCUGCCUGAGUCAUUUUGUGGAUACGCUCUCAUGCGCUCUGCAGGGUCUCAAACCAUUGCCAGAGACCGGUAUGACCGUCUUCGAGCACUCCCUUGCUUUUGCAGAAGCGGAGACUAUGAUCACCAGGCCCUUCGAUCUGGGUUUACUGAAGGCCAAGACGACCAGCGGCAGCGACGGAGAGAGCAUGAAGAUAACCCGUUCAAUGGUCCUAGGAGUCAUGAACGUCCCUGCGGAGGUGCUUCUCAUCUCACUGAUAUCAUGCUUCAGCCACUUGAGCAGUAACGUACUGGCGGCCAUCGGCCUUCGAACAAGAUUCCGCUUCGUUAACACCGCAAUUUGGGGUAUAGCCUAUAUGGUGGCCCUUGUGUGGAGCUUAUCGAGAUUCAUGACAUCCGAUAAGAUUAACGAUAUCGGUAUCCUGCGAUUCCCUACUGUUUGCAUCGUCGGGUUCAUUCCUCAUCUACUCAUCUUUCUGGGGAUGUUGGCUUGCGCCGCGGUUUACGGCAUUGCUAUCCUGCUAACUGCUGCGGCGCUGCCUCCUGGCUCGCAUCCUCGGUCGCUUAGAGAGAGGUUGACCGCUGCUUACGACAAUCUGCAAGCCAAUAUGCUUCUCUCGACAUCCCCUCAUAUCGAGUUUAGUUGGCAGAAUGACUUCUAUUCUACUCUACUAAAGACCGGCUUUGUGAUCUUGACAGCCGCGAGCGAGGCGGUAUACUUGCAGGAGAGUGCUGCUGUCCGUGUUUCUCAGACUACGUGGCUAGAAGAGAAGAGGGUUGAAGAGAUUGCCCAACGUCGCCGUCGGCUCAAGCGCUCGUUAGAUGUAGUCCCUGUGGAGCUUCGUGAACUCACUAUAGCAGAAGCUGCAACAUCGUCACAUGAGCGUAAUGCUCCCGGAGGCUCUGCUGUGUCCGGGUAUGCCAGAGAGCGCAAGACACGAGGUAACAACAAGGCGUCAGAAGCUUCGCUAGACGCAAGGACGAACGUUGGUGUAGGAUUGCAGCAGAGGCGCGGGCGCUGGUCCAUCACCUUCGAGUUUCUCAAAGGAGUCUGCUGGUUGGUGGCUGGGCUCUACUCUCGACUGAUCAUCUGGUCUCUGGAGCAGUUUGGUAUCGCCUACCGACCAAGGUGGCUCAUGAAGCUUGCUGGACGAGAGCACGAUUCGAAGAAAGAGCCUCUACCGACACGGAGUGAUCAACCUCCUGGCACACUAGACUUCUGGCUGCUGUCCGAGGACGGCCAACUUUCACUCCCAUCCAACCUAAACGUUGACGUCGAAACCGAAACCAGGAAUCGUCUUAACUUUAGCGGUACGCUGAUGGGCGCUGGCAAUCAGAGCGAGAUCCUCGACAACCAGCUUUAUGGGUGGUGGAAAACCGGCGGCUGGUGGGGCGAGCUGGACACCAGCGGCUCUUACCAUCCACCGCCGCAAGACGAUGAUACAACAAGCGUCGUCUCAAUGUCUACAAACGCCGAAACAGACGAUGGGUGGUCUGACGUUGCUUCCGACAGCGGUCGACGAACACCGACGCAGCAAAACCCAUACCCCUCAAGCCGCGAAUCCACACCCGCGGUCGAGAGCGUGUUAGAUCAUGCCCGCUUGGCUGCUCUCCUGGACCCCCAAACGACCGAGGAUCAGCAGGAAGCCCGCAUGUUGGCGCGCCAUCUCCAGAGUCAAGGGAUCAUGACGCGGUCCGGAUACCAGCAGGCCUUAGCAAGAGAGCGAAGUCAAGUGCUGACGAGCUCCCGUUACAGUCGCGCUGGCCUUCCCGCGCCUGACGCUCUUUUGACUCCGGAACAAGAGGAACGCAUGCUUGAGCAAUUCAUUAUCGCGAAGCGCAAGGGGCACGCCCUCUCGAAUGCUCCCCAACCAGACAACGCCGCAGCAUGGGAAUCCGGCGCGGAUGGAAUGGGCUCAGGCGGGCCCCAAUGCGUGCGACUCUUCGCACAUUCUCGACUGAUCCAGGCGCACUGGCUCAGUCAUCAACUGUCUUACGCUUCUCCCUCCAAUUUUAUGCAAUCAGAGCCUCACGAUAACCCACAAACCGCCUCAACCCAAGAAACCCACAUAGACAGCCCUUCGCCUCCUUCCCAGCAUGGACUACAACAUGACUAUACCUCUCCCCCCGCUCUCCCUUCCGAUGGAGGGCAGGGAGAGGCUGAAUCGUCUUCGGGCAACACAAAUGCGGUGCCAGACGCGUCUCAACAACGACGCGUCGAGGAUUCCGGAGAAACCGCACGAUUGAAUACUGUGACUACGCCUACGGGCAAGAGGAUUGAAGAGUAUGAGCAAAGUGUGAGCUCGUCGCCUAGACGAAAGCCUGAUGGACCUCUUUUCGAAGUUAUCAAGAAUACGAAAAAGCCUGGUGAUAAGAAGAGUCCUAUCGCGAGUUUGCCGAAUGAAAUCCUUACGCACGCCUUGUCUCAUCUUGCACCAGCCGACCUCUCCGCAGUCUCUAUGGUCUCUCAUCGAUUCCAUAACCUUGUCACCACACCCCACGCUUGGAGGAGUGCGUUUGCUCGUUACUUUCCGGGCCCCGACUCUCUCAGCACACCAGCGGGUUACGUGCCAGAGGAUGGCAGUGACGAUCUACGUUCGGGCCGACGCUCGUUCACCAGGCUCACCGCGCUUGCUUCUUGGAGGAGCGAAUACAUUCUUCGAACUCGUCUGCUACGUUCGUUGGCACGCGGCAAGCCUAUGCAGGUUCUAGCCACUCCAGCUUCCGCGCGUUUGGGUAUCAAUCAUGUGGCAAAUACGAUUACUAUGUACAACUCGCAGCUGGUGACUACCGUCAAUCACCUCCAUGCAACGUUUGGAACGGGUUUGAAUAAGCGGCUCCCGCGCUUCAUACAUGGCGCUGAUGAUGUCGGCAUGGCAUCUUCCAGUGAUCCGAAUUCUGGUAAGACUGACAGCUGGGGCUCAUCUGACCCGCAGUCCUUCCUACAGUUCUUCGAACGCUUCCCAGGCGAGGCUCAGUACGGCCUUGGCGCUGGCGACGUGGUUGGAGUCCCUAACACCAUGGACGUCAGUCAGCCGUACGGCAUGGUUUACGGCGAAGGUUUCCCUGGUGGCUCGGUCUACUUCCGUCAUGUGGAGGAAAUGCGCGGCCGGUUCGUUACUGAGCCAAUAGAGCUCACUAUGCUGCCGGAUCUUGGGAUACCUCAGAUUCCGACCGCACUCGAGUCGAUCUGCUCAGUUUGGAUCGCCAAAUCAUCGUCCGUACCUUCACUCACGGAAGGGCUUGUCGGGAUCAUGUCAGGGUCUGCUACUGGCGUCGUCACAGCUUACAGUCUCGGCUUCGAUCAAGGCUUCCGCGAUCAUCGCCUCGGCCGGGGAGAGGUGACGGCUCGAUGGGUUCUGAGUCCGGGUGUACCUAUCAUCGCUCUCGCAGUGGAUGAUUCGUACUCGCUGAAGCGUCAUGCUCAGAACCGGAUCUGGGCAGUAGCGUUAAAUGCUCUCGGCGAAGUGUUUUACCUCACCAAGUUCCCGAACCGCGCGAACAAGACAAGGACCAAAAGAGCUCAGGCCGUAGACUGUGAGCUUCUAGCAUGGGCCACCGGACGCACGGUUUACUGGAACCUAGUGGAAUCUAGCAGGCGUACGGCGCGGGUUGAUCCCUACAGCCUCUCGGAUACGGAUGGCAGCUACUCGCCUCGAUCGUCUUGGGACGGCAUGUGCCUUGCUAAAUCCCAGAUCCAGGCUGAGACUCGGGAAAUUGAAAGUUUUCUCCACAAAAGACCCAAAGACUUUCAGAAGGCUUGCCACGGUUGGGACAUGCGCCGCCGCCUUGAAGUUGAUUUCAGCAACGAUGACGGCAACUUUGCUGGUGAAGCUGUCAUUGUCUUCAGGUGUGGGCUCGAGGAAGACAGUGAGGCUUCAGUGAUGAGGUACACCAGGUGCAAGUUUGAGGAAAAGAACCAAGAUUCUUAUCUCAAAGCCGACGCCGGAGACGCAACGCCUGCUUCCGAACCUCCAUCGCUCUUUGGCGGGACGACCCCUUCGACUGGUUUACAGUCUCCGGCCUCUGGCAUGGUAGGGCGUCUUAACCGCCGCUCGUCCGCGCUUUCUUCUGGCUCGUCACCAGAGCGGAGCAACCUGAUUGAAGAAUGGCGUUCCUCCGAGCUCACAUUUGGAGGUUUGAAAUCGCUGCAAGUCACCACCACGGCGCUCGAUUGCUCGACAUACGCCACGCUCACUCAAUCUGAAGAUCCUGCCCUAGGCUUUUCGGGCAUGUCCAAUGCUUCCUCGCCUUUUGCGUCGCCGACGUCUACGAAUAGCCAGCCAGCAUCGCCUGCGGACGUGCCGGGCCAAAGAGCUCGCUUUAUCGCGGCCGGCACGAGCACUGGCAGUGUACUCCUUUGGAACAUCCGUGCGCCUGUGUCUAAGUCCACGGAGCUCGUCAACGUUAUCGAUCCCGUCCGCAUCAUCUACACGGACUCUCCACAGAUAUCCUGUCUCGCGCUCACAGCCCUACACCUUGUCCACGGUGGCAACGAUGGCCUCGUACAAGCAUGGGAUCCACUCGCCUCAACCACCCAACCAAUACGCACGCUGAACUCCCGCUUCUCCUCGCGUGCUCGCCGCCGUCUCGUCCAAGCGCAAGCCUCCCCCCAAGGCGUCGGCAUCAACCUCUUCGCCGCCGGCGCCGUCUGCCUCGAUCCGGACCCAACCGUCCUCCGCGGCAUGGUGUCCCUCGGCACGCACCUUCGGUACUGGAGCUACAGCUCCUCGGCCGCCGACCAGUACAAGUCGCACAAGCGCCGGCUCCGCCGCUCCGAGCGCGGCAGCAAUAACGGCGGCGAGCGUUUCGCGGGAACCAGGUCGGGGAACCUGAAGGACUAUAUCGCCAACGAGAAGUACGAGCUUGAGAAGGAUAAGGAGCGCAGAAAGAAGGAGGCGGAUCGGCUGGCUGGGAGAUUUGGGGUUGAUAUGUUGAAUGAGGAGGAGGCGAUUGCGUAUGCGGCUAUGUUGAGUGAGGAGAGUCUGGCAAUGGAUCUGAGGAGGAGGGAGAGCGAUGCGACGUCUGCUGUCUCGGACCGCACGUGGAAUGGGGGGACACCUACGCCUACACCCCUCGAUCCUUCGUUGACGGGGACGCCACAGCAUCCUCGGGUCAAGGACCAGGAGGAACUUGACGCCGAGAUUGCGGAGGCUAUUCGGCUGAGUCUGCAGGGCGAGCCGGCUUCGUCGUCGUCGCCGCCUUACGGAGCCGUGAGCCCGACGCCCUCGGGUAGCGGCUUCGAUAUCCCGAUUAGGUACGCGAAGAACAGUCGGGCUUCACCUGGAGGUCGAGGACGAAGCUCUCCAGUUGCGAAGAGUCCACCGCAGCCGAAGACUCCGAGCCCGAAGCAGUGGGCUGGGGGAAGUGGGCGGCAGAAGGAGCUCGAUGACUUGGAGUUUGCGCUGCAGUUGAGUCUGGCGGAGGAACAGAGCCGGAAGGAGGUCGAGCGGGUUGCAGUGGAGGAAGGGGAGGAGUUUCCGGCGCUGAGUUCUGCGACUGGUGGAAAGGGGAAGGGAAGGGCGUGA
Molecule: messenger RNA, 6264 nt
Organism: Coniosporium apollinis CBS 100218
Lineage: Eukaryota; Fungi; Ascomycota; Dothideomycetes
Exons: 4
Coding region: 1-6264 (2087 amino acids)
Biological process (GO): protein ubiquitination; ubiquitin-dependent protein catabolic process
Molecular function (GO): protein binding; ubiquitin protein ligase activity
Source: RefSeq, a predicted model, not a curated record